CACACUUCCAACCUCAACCACUUCACCUCACUCUGCACACUCCCCCACCAUCACAAUUGAAGUCGGCCCGCCAUGCCUCCCCGGCUCCAGAUCCUCCCCUUCCGGGCGCUCACGUCCGCGACGCCCAUCACCACGGCCGCCGCCGCCAGCAGCACCGCCAACCCGCUGACAUUCCUUCUGGCCGGCUUCCAGCAAUCCCGCAACGCGCACAUCCUGGCCUCGCUCUCCGACAACGCGGGGGCCUACAACAAGCGCAUCCGCCGCGGCCGCGGUCCGGCUUCCGGCAAGGGUAAGACCUCCGGUCGCGGUCACAAGGGUCAGAAGCAGCACGGCAAGGUGCCCGCGGGGUUCAAUGGUGGACAGACGCCGGACAUUGUUGUGCACGGGGAGCGGGGAUAUAACAAUAUCCACGCCAUCGAGCUAGCCCCCAUCAACCUCAACCGCAUCCAAGACUGGAUCGACCAAGGCCGCAUCGACCCGACGCGCCCGAUCACGAUCCGCGAGCUUUUCGAUUCGCGCUGCAUCCACCAGACCAAGGAAGGCGUGAAGCUCCUCGGCCGCGGCGUCCUGAAGGACGAGAAGGGCGCCGUCAUCACCCCUAGCACUAGCACCACCACCCCCUCCACAUCCGAAAUCGAAACCGAAUCCUCAACCCCCACCCUCCCCGACGGCACCAACGUCCUCAAACAACCCAUCCACAUCGUCGUCUCGCGCGCCUCGGCCGCCGCCAUCGCCGCCGUCGAGGCCGCCGGCGGCACCGUGACCACGCGCUUCUACACACCGCGCGCCAUCCGCCGCAUCCUGAAGCGCGAGAUGCACCCGUUCGUGUCGACGGCGUGGACGGCGCGCAGCAGCCCCGCGGGUCUUCUCACCGCCGCCGGCAUCGAGGAAGACGCCGCCGGCCAGCUCGUCGAGAGCGAGAUCAUGCGCGCCAUGGGCUACACCUACCGCCUGCCCGACCCCACCAAGCGUCGCGACAUCGAGUACUACCGUGACCCCGCCCACCGCGGCUACCUGAGCCACCUGCUCAAGCCCAUGGAGGGUCCCAGUUUGUUCUUCCGGUCGCCCGUCGAGCGGAAGACGGCGGCGGGUGCGCAUAAGGAGAAGGUGCUGCCGGAGAAUAGGCUUUGGUAGGUUGUCCUUGUUCCGGGUUGAUUUGGUUAUUGGGCGGUGGGGGAAAGGGGGGUGGGAAGCAUUACAAAG
Aspergillus uvarum CBS 121591 is the source of this 1203-nucleotide messenger RNA. RefSeq names its product mitochondrial 54S ribosomal protein uL15m. Lineage: Eukaryota; Fungi; Ascomycota; Eurotiomycetes; Eurotiales; Aspergillaceae. Gene Ontology annotation, biological process: translation. The transcript is spliced from 2 exons. The record is from RefSeq and is a predicted model, not a curated record. Bases 73 to 1134 code for a protein of 353 amino acids. Gene Ontology annotation, cellular component: mitochondrial large ribosomal subunit. Gene Ontology annotation, molecular function: structural constituent of ribosome.